UUCAGUAGAAAAGAAAGUUGGUUUGGAUACAGUCUUUGAUUACUUCUUCAGUUACUGGAACAUUGUUUUACAAUGGCGUCUGCAGUAUCUUUGGUGGUUGCUGUUCUUGGCUGCAUUGUUUCUGUUGUGAUUUACAAACAGUGGGAAUCUAAUCCUGAAAGAAAAUACAACCUUGAUCUGUUACAGUCCUACACAUAUAACUUUCAGCAGGCUCUGGAGGAAAGAGCCCAAAAUAUGAAGAAAUAUUCAUUUCCAUAUAAUCCAGCUGGAGUGGACAGGAGAACACAUUUAUCUCUACAAGAAUUUCAAGAAGUUUAUGAUGGAGUUUGGCCAGUCAUUAUUACAGAUGUUGUUCCAACAUGGCCUGCUUAUAAUUGGUCCAUAUCAUACUUCCGAGAGAACUAUGCUGACUCUAAUAUUGUCAUGUCAGUGGCUAACAAAAGCAGCUUGGUAGUGAAGCUGAGCUGGUUCCUAGACAACAUCCAGACUGUAAGCCAGGACUCUUGGCUGUACUUGCAAGAUGAACUCUUUCUACUGCAGCACCAGGAGCUGAGAGAGCAGGUCCCAAGCACAAUUUACACAAGUGAAAACUUUUUUGACUUGUUUCCUGUAGAAGUACGACCUUGGGAUUGUUACUUUCUCUGGGGAACUGCCCACUCAAGGUCAUCUCUACAUAUUGACCCAUAUAACUGGACAGGAACAAACGCUGUCAUUAGUGGACUGAAGAAAUGGAAACUUAUUAAACCUGGUCAGGACCUUCACUUGUCCAUUGUCCAGGAUAGAAAUUGUGGAUUUCCUUUGGAGUGUAAAAAAUACAAUAGUCCUCUAGAUUUGUUUACGUCCUCUAGUGAAAUUGAUCAGUUACUGGAUCACAUCCAGUUUGUUGAAGUUGAUCAAAGGGCAGGGGAUUUGUUGAUCAUCCCCACUGGCUGGUUUCAUCAGGCCUAUAAUGUGGAGCCAACACUGGCAUUGUCUCAACAGAUCAUGAACGCCAAGAACUUCAAAGUUGUGUUGGAGGAAAUCUUCAAGGCAGACAAUUUACCAAAGUCUUGCCUAACUCAGGAUGUACUGAUGCUCUCCCCUGAACAUUUAGUUAAACAUGUGAUGUCCAAACUUCCAGAAGAAAUCUUGAAGAAAGGUGCAGAAGAAACACGUAAAGUGUUAGAGAGUAUCCAGAUACCUCCUACACAAACAUCAGAUGUCACAUAAUCUAUGUUUGUGGAAUCGUAGUUGCCAGUUUUACACAGUGUCCCCUAGCGUUACAAACAGAUUCAAUCAUGAUUGACAUCUGCAAAGCCUAUUGGGAUUAACAUAACAAUCUGACUGGCUAUGGUAGACAUGUCUACCAUUCUGCAUAAUGUGAAAUCAUGAUGCAAAAUUUAAAAAAAAAUCCAGCUGUUCCACCGUUGUGCAUUUACGCUAUUCUAUUCCAGAAAAUAGCCAUGUCAAAGUGAUCUACAUCAGACAGUGUUUUUUUUUUGCUCCUGCUUCAAAACAAAAUAGAUUUUAAAAUUUCAAAUAGAAUAUACAGAGGAGUUGGAUUGAAUUUUUCCUGUGAAAUCUUGUGACAUGGGUGCAUUUUGACAAAUAUUUUCUUCUCAAUUUUUCCAUUAAUUCUGAUGACAAACUGACAAUGCAUGGGCAUUACUUUGGCUAAACAUGUGAAAGUUUUAGAGACUAUUAGAACUUAUUUUCCUGCAUAGUAAAAAACAAGAAAAACACAUAUGUCCUAAAAGCAGAGUCAAUGUAGUAGAUCUUGUGAUAGAGUUAAAUCAUCUUUAACCUUUUGAACCUGCCAGCCCGAUUUAUCGGUCUGCGCGUAAGAAAUCCAUGCCCCGCCAGACUGAUAUAUGGGUCUCGCGCACCUUACCUUAAACCAACAGUCCGUAAUUAAAAAUGUGAAGAAAAAAAACAUGUCAUGUAGGACUAUUUGACUUAUGGUAAAUGACAGUAAUGGCUGCACCCAUGAGUGUUUUUUUUUUAAGUAUUAAACUGAUUUACAAAAUGAAAGACAGUCUCUUGAUUCAGGUAAUCGUAACGCAAAAAGAUUAACUCUGCUUGAAGCAGUGAACUAUAUCCUCAAUGGUUCUGAGGAUGAUGAACUAGAUCUAGAAAAUGAUUACAGUGAUAGUGAAAUGAAGAUUGACUCCGAAGAUCAUCUAGAAUCUAGAUGUAGACAAAAUCAGUACAGUAAAUGAAGACACUAGAUCUACACCUGUACCAGCACCAGGUCCAUCGAAGGAAAGGGGCGUUGCCCCCAAAAUGAUUCUUCAUCUAAAUUUGAUUCUGGCUGGUCAGAAUUGAACACAUUUAUCACUCAGCCUAGAUCUAGUAAUAGAACAUUCACAGAUAUAGCUGGAGCUAAAAACAUGCCUCGUCAUAUUUCAACUCAGAGCACAGCUAUUGAUUUUCUAGACCUGUUUCUAGAUGACAAUUUUUGGGAAACGUUUUUGUGAGGAAACAAACAGACGUGCUUCUCAGGUGAAACAACAAAAGCCAAACAGUUAUUAUGGUAACUGUCCCAGAGCUCAAGGCUUUUUUUGGAUUGCGACUUCAAAUGGAGCAGUGCAUAAAACCCAGGUACGAACACUACUGGGCUAGUUCCAGCAAAUCAUUUGUGACUGAAACACCUUUUUCCUUAGUGUCAUGCAGAAAGAUCGCUUUCUGUCUAUAUGGACACAUCUUCAUUUUGUUAAUGAGCUGAAUCCUACUGUAGAUAAAACAGACAAAAUCUACAAAGUUAGACCAAUGCUGAACAUGAAGCUUACAAAAUUUCAGCACUUUUAUUCACUAUCCCAAUGUCUCAGCUUGGAUGAAGGAAUUUUUAUUCUUCUUCUUCUUCUUCUUCUUCCUCAUUGUUAUGUUGGAGCAUUCAGAUGACUAGACCAAUACAUGAGAUGAACUGCGCAGUGGUUUCCAAAUCAGGGAGCUCUCCAUAUAGUUUUCUUUCUAUUGGGGGACGAAGGAAUGAUUCCUUGCAAAGGCCGACUUGCUAUCAAGCAGUACAUAAAAUCAAAACCCAUCAAAUGGGGAAUCAAAGCCUAUAUGGCUUGUGACUCAAACACAGGCUAUAUAAUGAAGUUGGAAAUUUACACCGGCAAUACUGACAAUGUCAUUCCAGAGCUUGGUGUCGUAGGCAGCGUUGUUGUACGACUUUUAGCAACAGGCCACUUGACAAAUAAAAACCAUAUUGUAUAUAUGGACAGUGUCACACUGUUUGACACUUGAUUCAAUGUUUAUGGAACAUUUGCUGUUGGAACUGCUAUGACAAAUACAAAAUGUGACCCCCAAAGAACUGACAAAGAUGAAAGAGAGGUCAGUCUGAAUUUAUCUGUCAUGGAAAUAUUACAUGCCUAGUUUGGAUGGACCAAAGACCCAUUCCUUUUAUUUCUUCAUAUCACAAUCCAACACACAAGAAAAUUUUACCCCAAAGAACUGACAAAGAUGAAGAAAAUGCUGCGAGUUCAAAUCUGAAUUUAUCUCAUGGCAAUAUUACAUGCCUAGUUUGGAAUGCCCAAAGACCCAUUCAUUUUAUUUCUUCAUAUCACAAUCCAACACACCAGGGCACCCUGAAAAGAAGAAAUAAGGAUGGGACAACUGUGGAUGUGCCAACACCACAGCUCUGCAUUGACUACACCAAAUACAUGGGUGGUUGUGAUGUUAACAACCAGGUUUGUCGCCUCAACAAAACACGUCGUCAUUACCGUUGGCCUCGGCGUCUAAUUUUAAAAAUUUUUCGGGGGCUUACAACAAUGCAUACAUUCAUAUGGAACAAUUCAGUCCCCACAAACAACCAGGCAAAAAGAUAUAGAACAUUCUCAAUGUUCAUGGAUGACAUUUGUUUGUCACUUAUUGGGGAUACAAGAGUUGAAGCAAGAAAGGCUCUACUCCCUCUUGAUACACAUGUGAGACUACAAAAUGUUGGGUGACACCAUCCUCAAUUGUCCCCAACAGCUACUGGAAAUCAUUGAUGUGUAGUUUGUGCUUACAAAUUCAAUAAACAUGUAAAGCAGUUUCCAGACAUGGAUUAUAAUAGCAGGCCUGUCAAGAAAAUUAAAACUAAAUUUUGGUGCAAAUUUUGCCAUAUGUACUUGUGUAUAAAGGAGGGGUCUACACGCUGGGAAGACUGGCAUACAAAGAAAGAAUAUUGGAGAUAAACAAAUAUUUCUCUUUAAAUUUUUAAUACCAGUAGUUUGUUUUUGUGCAUGUUUGUGCAUAUUUUAUAGCCUUGUCUCUGAGGGAUUCAACCUAUAUUGAAUCAUCAGAUGGGCUUUACCGAAUGGAUGUCUAUAGGUGGGAUUCUAUGAUGCUUGUAGGCUCAUAGGUUUUUCCUCAGGAGCCCAGGGGAACAGGAGAAUAAGGGCAGGGAACUGAGGGUUCAAAGGGUUAAACAGAUUUGUUUAACUCUCUUCCCCUAUCCCUAAUUCUACUGAAAAAAAAAGGUAAAGUUCCCCUUUCAGACUUUGUGAUCUAUAGGGCAGAUGAUGUAAAGGUCAUCUGUUGCUGUGGUUAACGAGGGUGUCAUGUGGCCAGCACAACAACCAAACACCUUUACUUUUCCCCAACUAAUCUGGGUCGAUUCAAAGGCCCCACCUAAAGAUCCCGAAAUAAAAAAAAACAAACUCUUAACCAGGAUUUUAACCUGGGACUCCAGGUUUUGGAAGCCAAGCACUUUACCACUCAGCUACAGUGCCUCCUAUAGUCUAAUUGUUCCUUUUUGUGGGUAUUCGGGUAGGCAUGUCUUCUAUUGUUAUUCACAUAAUUAUCUCCAUCAACUUGUGCAUCCCUGAAAAAAAGUAACAAAAGAUAACCACCUGGCGAUGGGCCCAAUCGCUUACUCUGAAUUUGUAUAAGGACAUAGGAGAACAUGGUGUAGUGUUUUAACCACUUGGGCUUCCAAAUCAAGGUGUCUCUGGUUUGAAUCCCGCUGAAGGCUGAGAUUUUGAACUUUGGAGUUUUCAGAAUGCCUUGGAGUUCACCCAAAGAAAGAGAGUACGUUAACAUCCUCUGCCCUAUAGAUGACAAAGUGUGAAAGAGGAACUUUACCAUUCGACUCUCUUGGAGAACUACAUAUCUUCUUCUUCUUUAUUCAUUUGUUUCAUGCUGAAAAUCUGGGGGAAACACUAUCAUUUUUAAUCUACCCUGUUAACAUCAUGAUAAUGUGAUGGCUUAGUAUCAUGAUAAUGUGAUGGCUUAGUAUUGUGAUAAUGUGAUGGCUUAGUAUCAUGAUAAUGUGAUGGCUUAGUAUCAUGAUAAUGUGAUGGCUUAGUAUCAUGACAAUGUUAUAGAUUAGCUGUCAUCUUCUCACUUAGGUUUUUUUUUGGGGGUGGGGGGGCAUUGAUUUUGAUCAGUUGAAUGUAUUCUAGGCUAGGAAAUUAAGUUGCAAUAAUUGUCUAUUUGUGUAAUGAAAUUUAUUUAGAUAGCUUAUUCUUUAGGCUUUUUCUUGUCAGUAGAAAUGACAUUGAGCACUUGUAAGCCAUUUAUACGUUUGACUACGGGUAUGUACAAUUAUAGUAAGUAAAAGUAAUUAGAAGAUGUGAUGCAGGAAAUUUAAAAGUAAGUGUCAGGGGGAGGUAAGGCGAGAAUGAAUGUUAGUUAGAUAUCUUGGUAUGAUAGUUAUAUCCCCUUGUUGUGAAUGUGAAUAGUAUUGCACGCGUUGUGAACUGAGUGAUUAAGUCUUCUUUG
Molecule: messenger RNA, 5685 nt
Organism: Biomphalaria glabrata
Lineage: Eukaryota; Metazoa; Mollusca; Gastropoda; Planorbidae
Exons: 8
Coding region: 73-1209 (378 amino acids)
Biological process (GO): negative regulation of gene expression; protein hydroxylation; positive regulation of translational termination
Cellular component (GO): nucleus; cytoplasm
Molecular function (GO): sequence-specific DNA binding; histone H4R3 demethylase activity
Source: RefSeq, a predicted model, not a curated record